Messenger RNA from Closterium sp. NIES-65, 172 nucleotides. NCBI's taxonomy places the organism in Eukaryota, Viridiplantae, Streptophyta, Zygnematophyceae, Desmidiales, Closteriaceae. The record is from the annotation of a GenBank genome assembly.
AUGCUGUAUCGAAUCCCAUGCGUCUGUAUUAGCGCCGACCGGUGCGGCGACGACCGAGCCGCCGCGUGCCGCGACUGUGACAGUGAUCGAGCCGCAAGUGCUUCUCCUGUCGCUCUCCGUGCUCCAGUCACGCGUGUCGCAUCUGCAGGUCCUCCUGGGGAUGCUCGCUCAG